AUGUCACAGUACGGCUACGAUGACGGCCCACGCCGUCACGAGUCGCGCCGCACUCGCACCCGUGAGCCCGAAUACGUCGAGGAGACGUACAUCCAGCGUGGCAACGCCCCGCCCCAGCGCGACCUCGUCUACCGCCCCGCCCGCGACGACAGCAUCGAGGAUAUCCCACGCGACUUCCCCCCACCCGGCGCCGAAUACCGCCGGACCAAGGUGCGCGAGAAUUACGGCCCUCCGCGCCGAGCGCGCUCUGUCGGCCGCCGUGACUACUAUGACGACGACUACAGUGACUACGCCCCUGCGCCGCGGGGCCGACGAAGCCGUGACGAUCCCUACUACUCGGACGACUAUGACCGUCCUCCGCGCCGCGAACGCCGCAAGUCCAAGGUCGAGGAGUUCAUGGAUGACGCUGGCCUUGGCGGCGUCAUGGGCGCCGUGCUUGGGAAGUCGCGCAGCAAGAGCAGGUCUCGUGGUCGGGACGACCGGUACGCCGACCGCUAUGAUCGCCAUGAUCGCUACGAUGACCGCAGCCGGAGCCGGAGCCGUCACGGCAAGUCCGAACGCAAGUGGCAGCAGGCUGCCCAGGCGGCCCUCGUCGCCGGAGCCGUCGAAGCCUUCCGCAGCCGCAAAGAUCCCGGUGCCUGGACCGGCGAAAAGGGCACUCGCAUCGCAACCGCUGCCCUUGGUGCUGCCGGCAUCGACGGCCUUGUUGACAGAGACCCGGAUAAGAAGAGCAAGCGCCACACCGCCGAGGCUGUGAUUGGCGGCUUGGUCGCUAAUCGUCUGGCAAACGGUCCGAGAGAUCGCUCCGCCUCCCGGGGUAGAUCUCCUUCCCGCUCACGCUCCCGUGCUCGCUCUCUCUUCAGCCGCAGCCGGUCACGAGGCCGUUCCGUGGACCGUGAGGAAGGAGGCGGAGGUGCCAUCAAGAACCUUGCGGGGGCCGGCGCCAUUGCUGCCGCCGGCAAGGCCAUUUACGACCGUGUUCGAUCCAAGUCCCGGCGUCGCAGGUCUCCGAGCAGCUCGAGUGCCGAUAGUUACGUUCCCUCGCGCGGUCGCCGGUACGGUCGUCCUCGCGGAUCGGCGGAUGACGAUUAUCCAAGGACAUCCAUGGCCGGGAGCGUAGCGGGCGGCCCCGUGGCGACGCGCGGAAGACGCAACAGCAGCGUGAGCUCGGAAUCGACUACGGAUAUGGAACAGCAACGGAAGAAAAUGCGAGGUAAGGAACUCCUCACUGCGGGACUGGCGACUGUCGCAACCAUUCAUGCGGCGCACGGUGUCUACACGUCCAUGGUGGCAUCGGAGAAGCGGCGCAAGCUCGUCUCCGAGGGUGAAAUGUCGCCUGAAGAAGCUCGCAAGCGGAAGAGCAAGAACAUGCUGCAAGAUGCAGCAGCAGUCGGUAUUGCAGCGCUCGGUGUCAAGAGCGCUUUCAGCGAGUGGAAAGAGAUGAACGAACAACGCCACCAUGUGCAUGAGCUCGAGGCCAAGCGACGCAAGAAGAGGAAGCAACGCGACCGGGCACAGCGCGACGCUAAACAGAACGCCCUGAUGAACGGCUCCGCUAAUCCGUAUGCCAUCCCAGCUCCUGGCACCGCGUACCCGCAGUACGGCGCCUCAACCUACGCAGAUGCGAACCCUUACUCCGCUGGCAAUCUGCCACCGCCACCGAUGGGGGCUCCGGCUGGAAGAUACUGA
This is a messenger RNA of Diplodia corticola, 1689 nucleotides long. RefSeq lists its product as uncharacterized. The record is from RefSeq and is a predicted model, not a curated record. The transcript has a single exon. NCBI's taxonomy places the organism in Eukaryota, Fungi, Ascomycota, Dothideomycetes, Botryosphaeriales, Botryosphaeriaceae. The coding region runs from base 1 to 1689 and encodes 562 amino acids.